UUUACCCGAUUACAUCCACGCAGGUUUAAAAUUCAUUUAUUAAGAAUGUACCAAAAUAGGAGCCAUGGGGUUUAAUAUUUCUAUUGUUAAAAUCAUUCUCUUAUAAACUGCAUUGAGUUAAAAUCGGGGUGUAGUUAGCAGGUAUUUUGGGCUCAAAAAAAUUGUUGGCCCAUUUAUCUUAUCAUAAGGUUUUUUUAUUUUUUUUCUUUUUGGAUAUUCUACUACAAUUUGUUUUGCACCAUUUUAUUUAACUUAACUUUCUUAUUAGGAUUAUUAUUAUUAUUAUUAACUAGUACUAUUAAUUUUAAUAUUAUUAUCAGGAUUAUCAUUACUAUUUUUCAAUUAUUGGUAUUAAUAAUAUAAUUAGUUAGUUAAUUAGACAUUAGGCCCAUUGGAUGUGGAAAACCCUAAUUUUAAACAUUAUAAAAGAAGGCCAAAAAUAUUUUCCGGGGGAACCCGGGUUCACAGUCUCACAUUGACAAAAUUCUUAUUCUCUCUCAACACAAUUUCCCACUGUAAAGUCUAUGCCUAAACCAAACACCAUAAAACCAUUGAUUUCUUGUGGCAAAAAGAAUAUGCAACAUGUUCAUUGAAACUCAAUAUCAAAAAUACCGAAGCCGCUCCAAAUCCGGCGUCGUUUGCUCCAACGGACACAACUCAAAGAAUCAACACAAACUCCGAGUACGUGACCUUCUUCUCCGACCAUUGACAUCGCCGGAAUCACGCCCCACUUUCCGUCGUCGAUCCAUCGUUUUGGCACGGUAUUAGCAAGGAACCAUUGGGAAGGAUAACCUAACAUCCCGACCAUACUAUCAAACAAGAUUUCAGCAGAAGAAAUCAAUGGAUCAGUUGGAACAGAAUCAAGCCGCCCUUCGUGAGGAAGUGGAUCAACUGAAGGUUAGCAUGGAAGAAGUUAAAGGAGGUAUGACUCAGAUGCUAGAAUUCAUGAAGGCCCUCCUAGACAAACAAGACAAGGCAAAAGAGGUUCAGUCUGGGGAUACCCUGGUUCAGGAUGAGAUCCCUAACGACAAAAACCCGCUGCUAGGAUUUGUUUCAGGCUUCGGCCCGGAUAAGGACAAAUCUCAGGCCCGAUCUGUCAGAAGGGCUAUCCAAUUCCAAGAGAAAGGAGAGGCCUCCCAAGAAGGAUUUGUCCCCACUCCACAAACAAAAGGGACAACCCGCACAGUGCGCAUUCCUGCUAGCAAUGUCCCUAAGGACGAUGAUUACCUGGAUCUACAAUACGGAGUGCAAGAGGUGGACAACUCAGACCAAGUACCUCAAACACAACAGUCUAUUCCUAACUCUAGGGAAGACUCCAAGGGUAGUGAACAAAUCAAGGCACUGGAGGAGAGACUAAAAGUGAUAGAAGGAUACGAUGUCUUUGAUGUGGAUGCCUUCGAAAUGAGUUUGGUCUCAGACUUCACUAUCCCUCGCAAAUUCAAGAUUCCCGACUUCGAGAAAUACAAAGGACUCACAUGUCCGAGGAAUCACUUGCGCAUGUAUGUGCGGAAAAUGGCUGCUUACGCCCGCGAUCAAAAGCUAAUGAUACAUUUCUUUCAAGAAAGUUUAAGCGGAGCGUCUAUUGACUGGUACAUGCAAUUAGAGAAGUCCUCUGUCCGAAGCUGGAAUGAUCUGGCCAACACCUUCUUAAAGCAUUACAAGUACAACCUGGACAUGGCACCCGAUCGGAUGCAAUUACAAAAUAUGUCACAGAAGAAGGAUGAAUCAUUCAAGGAGUAUGCCCAAAGGUGGAGGGAGAUGGCUUCUCGAGUCCAACCUCCCCUAAUGGACAAAGAACUGGUGGACAUAUUUAUGAGCACUUUGCAAGGACCAUACUACGACAAGAUGGUCGGAAGCAUAUCUUCAGGGUUCUCGAACUUGGUAGUCAUUGGUGAGAGAAUUGAAGAUGGAAUCAAAAAUGGGAAGAUACAAGGGGCACCCUCAGGUUCCUAUCAAGCAAAGAAAUCAUAUGAUGGGAAAAAGGAACCCAACACUGUGGGGGCAAUCCUGGUUAAUCAGACCCCGACACUACAACAAAAACAACAGGGUGGCCAACGCCCCUGGAGGUCCAAGCCAAAACGGUCAUUCACCCCGUUGCACAUGCCACUAUCUCAAGCUCUACAACAUUUGCUCAGUCAGAACUUGGUAACUCUGCUGCCUCCAUACUCAGCUCCGGCUAACCCCGCUCCCGGGUACAAGCAUCAUGCUAGGUGCGCUUAUCAUUCAGAUAGUCCUGGUCAUGAUACAGAGGAUUGUGGGCCAUUGAAGCACAAGAUCCAAGAUUUGAUUGAAGAAGGGCUCAUUGAGUUUGAAGAUCCUAGCAAGUCUAACACCAUAGGUGGCUAGAAGGAGGAUUUCUUAGAUCAUUAGUCUUGUUUCCAUUUGCAAUUUCUUUCCGUUUGUUUAAACAUUAGUCUUAUGACAUAUGCUAUGUACUUUUCAAAAAAUCAUUAAUGCAUUGCUUACGUUUGUCUUGAUUCAUUCCUAGUGUUCUCACUAUAUUUAAAAACUGUGUUUUUACUCGAUUUUCUCAUUUGUGAUAUUCAACUCUAGUGGAAAGUUUUACACCUUUUGAGGGAGAAUGACGAAAACGAUACCACAAUUUCAUACACUACGCUUUCGAACAGACCGUGUUGACGAUGUACAGGCAUUUGUUCAAUCCCUAAAAUAAUGGAGAUAUAAGGAUGUUAAUCCCUCGUCAACCCCUUUGAGCCUAAAGAAGUAGGAGUUUUCCUUCAUAUAAAAUAAAACCCUUCAUAUAUAACCGGGGGUAGGGUAGUUGCUCAGAUAACUUAAUUAUUCCAAACUGUUCCUUUGAACAUAACCACCGAUGGUUCUCCGUCAUGAUUAAGCCUGGCAGUCAAUAUCCGCAAGGAAAAAAGAGAAGGCAAUGCAAAAGUCCACUAAGUCAAAACCUAUUAAGGAGACUUAGGCAAAAUUGGGGCAUCCCGCUGACUGUAGUUUUAAAACGAACAGUUCAGGCAAAAGUUGGGGAUAACAAAGUCAAAAAAAGGUUACUAUGAACCUCCGACAAAAAGGAAAUACUACAAAAAAAGGAGAAUGACUGCCUUUGCAGAUAAACCUUUGGUUUUUGAACCAUCAUAAAUGUCAAUGUCACAAUUCCCAAAUUCUUUUGGAGACUAAACGCAUAGCUAACUGAGCAUAUGACUGAAGAACAUCACGAAGAUUGGGAUGGGUACAAACAAACUUUGAGCUUCUAUCUUUUGUUUCUUUAAACCGUGAACCAGGCCACGUUACAACCUUUAAAAGUCCUAACUGAAGCAUGGUUAGUUCGAAAGCAUGGCGUUACUAAAGGUAUCCCGACUCCUUAAGGUCUACUAUAACUCUUGAGUUGAUAUCACUUUCUUACAAAAAAAACUUUGUUUUACUCAAAAAAAAUGUUUUCAAACUUUCAAGACAGACGUAUGCAUUUGCAUUUCAUUAUAAAGUACACUUGUCUAUAUAGAUUUAAAUGUUAACAUCAGGGAGAAGUUGCAUGAGGCAUGGUUAAUGUCUAAAAAUCCUACUGACUGACGAAGUAGCUUUAAAAACUCGUCAAAAGAAGAAACAUCCCUUACGCAUGACUGGGAUGGCCAAUGUGUACACGGGGCAUAACCCGUCAUUAUCUCAUUUACAUGGGGCAAUCUAAUCAAGAUCCAUAGAAUCUCUCAAAGACGCUGAAUAGCCCAUGGGGCAAGCCCAUUACCUGGGGGCAUGUUGCAAAGGUCACUCAUUAUCAGAUGGCAUUAAUACCAGUCUCACAUCCUUUCCAGGAACCUUUAUAGGAUACUUCUCAAUCUGUCCAUAUAGUCUUCUUUAAGACAUGUUCAAAUACUUCUCACCCUUUUUAGGAGCCUUUUUCAGACAGUCUUUUAAAGACCCACCUUCUUAUCCUUUCUAUUUUCAAACCCUUUCAAACAGUCUUCUCUAAGACAUAUUCCUUUCCAAGAACCUUUUCUAGGUAGUCUUCUGUAAGACAUCUCUUAAUUUUUUUAGUCUUUUAAGACAUAUUCAAACUUCUCUUAUGCUUUCAAGAACCUUGUCAAACUUUGUUUAAAGUACAGAGUCUUCUCUAAGACAGUUCACCAUCCUUUUUAGGGUGAUCUUCUUCAAGAUAUCUUUUCCUAAGUUUUGUUUAAAACGCCACAAAAAAAAACAAGUCUCUGUCCUCUAUAGGAAUAUUUUGACCCUCUGCACAAACACAUCCCUUUGAGCUUUGUUUAAAGCGCAAUCUUGUUUAAGACAAUUUCCCAUUCUUUCCAAGGACCUCUUCAGGUAAUCUUAUAGAAGACAUCAUCUCACUCUGAGUUCUCAGCAAGUCACUGCCCGUCAGGAUGCGGCCUAAACGCAUGACUCAUUCUGAAAAGCAUCUGCUUCGCAUUCAAAUCAACAUUUAGCAUCAAGGAGACCUCAAAAUUGGUCUAAUCAAAGACGAUCAUUCCUGAUAAAGACUCUUGAAUGGGGAAACCACAUCCAAAGGGUUUUCCUAAAAUAGGGGCAUACAAUCAAGGAUCCUAUUAACUAGGGGCAUAUCUUUCAAGAAUUUGAACACUAGGGCAAUGCAUAUCAGGCAAGACAUGGUGAAACUCGGGUUCUCCCUAAAGGUCCUUCCUUCAGAUUAAAGGGCACGUCUCUCAAAAUUUCUGAUAAUCGGGGAGUCACACUAGUAUCAUGCAAGGAGCAUUGUUGCAUAAUUGAUCUUCCCACGCCUAUACUAUUUACAUCCCGCAAUGUGGGAUCGGCAUACAUGCACAAUUCUCAUUUAUUUUGAGAAUCUCAUUACAUGACACAUGCAUCAUGACAUUGCAUAAAACUAAUGCUGCCUUUUCAGGUCACUUCAUAAUCAAAAGGAUGUUAUCAUCCAAUUACAGUGCAAACAUGAUCGUAUCAACGAUUCAAUCUUAACAUAUACAAUUCUAAUACCUCAUUCCAAGUCUUUCUUCAAAGACAAUCCAGAAGCAAUCAAAGAAUUUCUUACCUCUCCAGGUAGUCUUGUCCAAGACAAUUAUCCUAACCUUUCCAAGCAGUCUUGUGUAAGACGUAUCCUGACCUUUUCUAGGUAGUUUUGUUUAAAACGUCCCACGACCUUUAUAGGAACCUUUCUAGGUAGUUUUGUUUAAAACGUUUCAUGUCCUUUAUAGGAACCUUUCUAGGUAGUUUUGUUUAAAACGUCUU
Messenger RNA from Vicia villosa (hairy vetch), 5175 nucleotides. RefSeq lists its product as uncharacterized. The coding region runs from base 841 to 2346 and encodes 501 amino acids. NCBI's taxonomy places the organism in Eukaryota, Viridiplantae, Streptophyta, Magnoliopsida, Fabales, Fabaceae. The record is from RefSeq and is a predicted model, not a curated record. The transcript is spliced from 2 exons.